Molecule: messenger RNA, 4135 nt
Organism: Anolis sagrei ordinatus
Lineage: Eukaryota; Metazoa; Chordata; Lepidosauria; Squamata; Anolidae
Gene: GIPC2
Product: GIPC PDZ domain containing family member 2
Molecular function (GO): protein binding
Source: RefSeq, a predicted model, not a curated record
UUAUGAAGUAGCAGGGGAAAUAAUGUUAUGGUUGAGAGGGUCAACCACAAGAUGAGGAACUGCAUUAAGGGUUGUCGGCAUUAGGAAGGUGGAGAAACCCCGGUGUCGAGAGUGAGGCACUUUGGGUUUGGCUGCCUCUUGGCCUGGGCGCGAGGUCUUCCCAGCAGGAAGGUUCCCUGAGGCUGGGCUGAGGCUGGAAGCCCAUUGGCUGCUGGGAGCCAUCACCUGCCCGCUGGGUGGCUGCAGAGGGCAGAGGCCGGGCAGCGCGAGGCAGAGCAGCAGCAGCAGCAGGUAGUCGCGCGCUGGGAAAGAUGCCUCUGGGGCUGAAGGGCCGGCGGAAAGGCAAGUCCAAGGAGAGCUCCACGCUGGUGGACGGCGAGGCGCCCUUGGCCCGCGGGUGGCGAGGGGAAGACGAAGGCGGAGGGCUGGGGGCUUUAUCCAGCCCGGCCGCCGCCGCCGCCGCCGCCGCCGCCGCCGCUUCUUCCCGGCAGAGCCCCCUCCGGCUGGUUUUCCACACGCAGCUGGCCCACGGCAGCCCCACGGGGCGCGUGGAGGGCUUCGGCAGCGUCCGCGAGCUCUACGCCAAGAUCGCCGCCGCUUUCCACAUCGCCCCCGCCGAGAUAAUGUUUUGCACUUUGAAUACCCACAAAAUUGAUAUGGACAAGCUCCUAGGAGUUCAGAUUGGUCUUGAAGACUUUAUAUUUGCACACAUAAAAGGAAUAAAAAAGGAAGUGCAAGUUUUCAAAUCUGAAGAUUCACUUGGGCUUACCAUUACUGACAAUGGAAAUGGAUGUGCCUUCAUAAAGAGAAUUAAAGCAGGUAGCCUUAUUGACCAAAUAAAAGUUAUAUGUGUUGGUGACCACAUAGAAUCUAUCAAUGGAAAAAGCAUAAUUGGCUGUCGUCAUUAUGAAGUGGCUAAAAUUUUAAAAGACUUGGAAAAGGGACAGACAUUUACGCUAAAAUUAAUAGAACCAAUGAAAUCAUUUGAUAUGAUUGAGCCAAGAGCAAAGGGUGGAACUUUUGUAGAAGGGAAAAUCUCCAGAGGCAGAGAAACUCUUCGACUGAGAAAUAAAGGACCUGCUACAGUGGAAGAAAUGCCUUCAGACGUUGAAGAAAAAGCUAUCAAAAAAGUGGACGAUCUUCUUGAAAUGUACAUGGGGAUAAGAGAUCUUGAACUAGCUGGAACAAUGGUAGAAGCUGGAAAAGGCAAAAAGAACCCGGAUGAGUUUGCAGUUGCACUUGAUGAAGCUUUGGGAGACUUUGCAUUCCCAGAUGAAUUUGUCUUUGACGUGUGGGGGGCCAUAGGAGAUGCAAUGCAAGGCCGAUUUUAAAGAGGAUGUCAACAUUCUGGGGACAUGAAAUGUAUGGCAACAAACAUGACAUAAAACACAAAGCAAGUCCAAAGAAGGAGAAACUUUUGAAUAUUCAGAAGCUUGCAUCAAUAAUGAUACUGUUUGAAAAUGACACAGAUAUAUUGCAAAAUAAAGCUGGGUUUAGUACUGUACUCAUGUGAAGCUUUUAGAAUGCUACAGAAAUCAAUUUGAAAUAUUCAUGUGAAAUCUUCAAAAAGCUCCAAAUUAUUGGGGCUGUUACUCUGCCUUGGUACUUUUCUAAAGUCAUGUGGGCAGUAGUUCUAGAGGUUAUUGGUGACAGUCCCAUAAAAUAUGUAUAAUAUUUCCAAUCAAGAAAACAAUCUGGGAGUUUCUAUAUUCAAGGAAAAUGUUUCUGAAGAAUUAUAUUUUAACACAUAUCUGAUGUUUUGUUAUUUCCCUAUAGUAACUACAGUGGGCAUGAUGCUCUGUUUCCAGCAUUUAAUUCCUCUACAACAGGCUAUUAUAAUAGGGAAUGUGUGGAUAUUAAAGGAAUGUCAUAGUAUAGAUCAUGACUCGGGGGACAUAAAUCAGCAGUGGUGGAGUACACACUUUGAACAUGCUGAGGUAUUUGAGAAAAAACACAGAGAUCUGGGAAUGACAUGGUGUUUUGAUUUGAAUGCUGGGCUAUGGCUUUGGAGACCAGGGUUUGAAGUUCUGCUAAGCCAUGAAAACCCAUUGGAUGACCCUGGGCAAGUCACAAAUUUGCAGCCCCCGAAAACUCUGGUCAUUUUCACUUUAAGGCCACCAUACAUUGGAAAUUAUUUGAAGGCACACAACAAAAACAACAGGGUUCUUAGAGCAUUUCCACAUCUUUGCAUGCGUUUUAGGGGAAUAUUGCCCCCAAAUUGUUUCAAAAACAUUUUUGAGGGGGAUGGGGGUUUUGGAGGACAGAUGGACAGGGUUUUGUCACCACAAAUAUGGAGUUAAGGGGCUGGGCAUGGCCCAUUAUCUGCUCUACAACCAACUAGUAUUAAGUGCUUGCUCAGCCCCUGAAGCCUCCAGUUCAGCAGUUGCUAACCUUUUUCAGGUUGCGACCCCAUUUCAUAGAGGCAAAGGGACCCGUGACCCCUGAUACAUUAAAAAUAGGCUUUAUACUAGGGCAAAUGAAAACUCAUUGAAAAUAGAUUUUUCAGUAUAAUAUAAUUCAAAAUAAUGUUAACUUAUGACAUAUUUUAUGGAAUGAUUGAAACUGUAACUCAUUAACAAGCUUAAAAAUUCAAAAUUGAACUGAACCUGGAGCUCAGAACAAGCUAACCCGAUGAAUGAAAGACCGUUGUAUGUUUACGCAAACAAAUCUCUGUGCAGGACACAAUGACAUGAUUUUUUGUUUUCCCCUUUUAACAUUUUCAUAGCUCACCACUGCCUGGCAACCCCAAAGAAAACCCUUUGUGAUCCCAUUUGGGGUCCACUACUUUAGUUAAAGAUCUACAGAUGAGUUUGGAAUAUCUCGGAUAUCAAAAGCUGCUGUCAAUCAGAACAGGUAGUACUUAGAAUCACAGAGUUGGAAGAGACCACAAAGCCCAUCCAGUCCAACUUCCUGCCAUGCAAAACAAACAAACAAACAAACAAACAAACAAGCAAGCAAAGCACUUCUGACAGGUUGUCAUUCAGCAUUCAGUUUAAAAAUGUCCUUAGCAGCAGAAAACAAGCUGACUCCAUCUUCAAUAUGACAUCUUUUCAGAUAUUUAAAUAUAGCUAUCCUGCCUCCCCUCAGCCUUCUCUUAACAAUUUUUGGUAAAUUUACUAUCCGUUGGAAUAAAAUGAGAUGGCCUUAUUUUUAAAGAGUACUAGCCAAAGAAAGUCUUAACUGUGUUCUGUGCUUGUAUUUUAAUAUAUAAGAGCCCUCGAAAAUUGGCACUGCCCACAAGUGAUUCUUCAGUCAGUUUUCACAAUUCCCAGUUUUCAAAAGAAAAAAUGACCAAAGAAUAUAUCUCAAAUUUGAAAAUAUCAUUUGAUUUUCUUUUUAUAUAAAUACCAUUCCAAAUCAUACCUUACAAAUACAGUACAGGUAAAUUUAAUCAGGAGUGGGUGAUAUAUUUUCUUCCCAGUGUUAUAAGGCGGCAUCACAUAGUAUACUCCACUGCUGGCUAUAUUGUUCAAGGUCGAUGAAAUUGGCAAUCCAAUGAAAACCUUGUCUACUGUGACUUAGAUGAAUGUGUUGUUAUAAAAUAAUGUUGGAAAAACUCUAAUCUUGUGCUAGUUCUGCAGUACCAAUUCUUUAUGUCCCCUUUUUGUGGCAUCCCUCAGUGAUGAAGAAAAAUCAGUUUCAGAUGGCCUCAAAGCUCCUAGGAGCAAGUUGUUGGGAUGCACCGAGGGCUACAAUAGGAUGGUGUGAUCAACCAUUUCAAUUUGGACACAGUGUAAAAAAUCCCCAACUUUACCUCCUUUUUGCUAUUGUUUGUCAUAAAUCAUAAAAAAAGAUUUUUUUAAAAAAAACUGUAUUUAUUUAGUUUCACUUAUGUUUUGGGAGUUUGGUCAGGUGUUGCCGCUGAACUGCAGUGAAAGUUAAAGAAACUUUAAAGAUAAUUAUGCUAUUUUCCCUCACAAACUAUUUCUACUUAAGCAAGAGUUGAAUAAAAGCCUAUUUUUUAUGGUACUCCCAUCCAUUUUUACUUGCAAUGGACAGAAUCCGCCAGAGUGCUGUUACAGAAUCUCCCUAUUUACACCAGCAUUGGUAAUUCUCCAGGCAGCCUAAGAAAAAACUCUUCUGGAAGACUGAGAAAUCCCUGGAGCAGAACUUCGGCACCACGGAGGUUGUAACA